AUGCUAAAAUUGUCUCUUCGGCUUUUUCUCGUUGCCUGCUUUAGAGUUAGGACUCUUACGUCAGACGACUGGAACUUGAAGGAUUCGUAUAUUGGCUGUUUCCGGAAUGUGGGAUCUUCAAAGAAUGCAUCCAUCGUCACGGAAAAAGUGGAAGAAUGUGUGGAGUUCUGUGAAGAUGAAACGAACAACCUGAUUGCCCUGAAGAACGGCAAAGAAUGUCACUGUACAUAUAAGCUGGACUGUGCGGUGGCCUCUUUUCUCUGUAAUGUUUCAUGCGCCAGCAAGCAAGCCUGUGGAGGUGAAGAAUUCUAUUCAGUUUAUAAAGCUAAACCACGAAGGAUUCAUGAUGGUUUCUUUUCUUUGAGCACAUAUCCAGUUCCUUCAAUUUCAAUGGAUUUCGAAGGUUUCACUCUUGAGCUGUGCGCCCAUUUUUGCUUCGAACACAAUUACACAUUCUUCCAAACUACAUUGGAAGAUGUAUGCGACUGUAACAAUGAAUAUGAAUACAAUUCAAUGAACUACAGUGAAUUAGUAUGCAAUCAGAUGUCUUCAUCUGACAGCAAAGAAAUAUCUGAUUGUUUUUUUAAAAAUUUCGAUCAUGUAAAUGUCUUGUAUUCGACGCGCUUUCAGUACGAGUUUCAAAGGGGUGUAUCUAUUCAUUCCCACUGCAAAAACGGCAACGGGGAUUAUAAAAUUGAAGAGACUUGCUCCGAAGGCUGCUUGGAAGGAUGGAAAGGGAAGUCGUGUAUGGAGAGAAACUGCGCUACGAACAAUGGAGACUGUGGCAACGAAAUGAAAUGCAUCCAUUCACGAGUGAAUGAUUUUGAGUAUAUCGAAUGCGUCUGUCCCUAUGGAACCGUCCGAAACAAGUGGCAUCUCUGCGAAGUCUUCAAAGUCAACUUGGCCCUGUUUAAACCAUCGUACGCCAGCUCUACGCAUAACGAUUCAAGAAGAGGCCCGUGUGUUGCGGCACACGUUAGCGAUGGAAUCUACAACGGUUGGUUGGUAGCACGAGUCAGUGAAGAGGUUUCAGCCUGGAUAGCUGUCGACCUCGAGAAUGUGUACUGCGUUGGUCUUGUGAGAAUAUAUGAUGCAGCUCACGAUAACACAAAUGCAGUAGAACGCAUGGUCAAGUUUGUCAUUAGAUUAGGUAGACAGUUUGACAUAAGUGCUAAAUCGGAUAUGAGAGAUGAAUUAGAAACAUGUGGAAUGGGACCUGAUAAGAAGGAGCUGGCUGGCAUUGCCAUGAAUAUCCUGUGCGCUGACUUCACUCUUCUUUCACAAUUUGUCGUAAUCCAACAGGCACAUCACAAACUCGCAGUCGCCGAAUUAGAAGUUUACGAAGCUGGCUGCGACAUAAUGAAUGGAAGAUGUGGAGAGAAGAAAUGCGUGGAAUUACGGAACGCAAGUUCAACAGUUAUUAACUGCGAAGAAUGGGUUAAUGAUACCACCAUCGAUCAGCCAUCAUACGGCUGCUUCAAGAAGGUUGUGGCCGAACACGAGCACCACAGGUACGGACUCUCGUACGAACAAUGUGUAAAUGUUUGCAGGUCCAAUUCAUACAAUCUGAGUGUCGUGAAAGGCGGAAUGAAGUGUCUGUGCGGAAAUAGGUUGACUGUAUAUGACGAGGUACCGGAAGAAAGCUGCAAACUGCCUCACCACCAAUUCUAUCUGGUGUUUCACGAUUAUCUUAUGCUUGGUGAUGAUAUAACAACUAGCAACACUUCAACCGCUGCUGCUAAUGAUUCACUGGCCGGAACAAACAUCAACUUCUCCUAUGAGGACGAGCCACCAUCAUAUAGAACUGAACUCGCUAGCAGUGACGAUAGUGCAGGCAAGACAAGAAACAGAAGAACUAAACUGAAAAGCGCUGGAAAGAGGGAAAAUUGUGGAAAUGUGAGGGCGGAUUUGCACGUCUGCACUUUAUCCGAACUGGAAAAAAAGGAAAAAACAUGA
Molecule: messenger RNA, 1956 nt
Organism: Helobdella robusta
Lineage: Eukaryota; Metazoa; Annelida; Clitellata; Rhynchobdellida; Glossiphoniidae
Exons: 2
Coding region: 1-1956 (651 amino acids)
Cellular component (GO): plasma membrane
Source: RefSeq, a predicted model, not a curated record